This is a messenger RNA of Corticium candelabrum, 630 nucleotides long. RefSeq names its product DNA-directed RNA polymerase II subunit RPB4-like. Gene Ontology annotation, cellular component: RNA polymerase II, core complex. The record is from RefSeq and is a predicted model, not a curated record. The transcript is spliced from 4 exons. Lineage: Eukaryota; Metazoa; Porifera; Homoscleromorpha; Homosclerophorida; Plakinidae. Gene Ontology annotation, molecular function: nucleotide binding; translation initiation factor binding. The coding region runs from base 9 to 434 and encodes 141 amino acids. Gene Ontology annotation, biological process: transcription initiation at RNA polymerase II promoter.
UUCUUAUCAUGGCAGCGGCUGCUCGUCCACAAGUGACACCCGAAGAAGAAGACGCGUCCGAGUUACGAUUUGGAAAAGAGUUUGAGAACGCAGAAGCGUUGAUUAAUUCAGAGGUUUUUAUGCUGCUGGAGCAUCGCAAGUCUCAGAAUGAUAGCACGGAUGAAGAGCAAGAACUCUCUGAUGUGUUUGUGAAGACACUGACGUACACACAACGUUUCAGUAGAUACAAGAACAGAGAAACCAUACAAGCUGUUAGAGUACUUUUAGCCAGAAAGCAGCUACACAAAUUUGAACAAGCUGCACUUGCCAAUCUGUGUCCUGAGAAUGCAGACGAAGCAAAGUCUUUAAUUCCAAGUCUUGAAGGGAGAUUCGAUGACUCAGAGCUGCAAGAUUUGCUUGAGGACCUACAAACUCACAAGAGUUUUCAAUUGUAAUACAAACCGUUGCUCGUCAUUGCUCGUGUACAGUAGAUAAAUAUAGACAAAUUGAUGACGUCAUUUGCAGCUAAGGCAUUAUGAUGACGUCACGUAAGUAGGAACGGUACGUGUGCAGACUGUAAGAGUAGGUGCGUAGUGUGUUACGUACAGUAAUGUGCUACAAACAGUCACCGAAACGUUUCAGUGCAGCAAU